Messenger RNA from Diversispora eburnea, 561 nucleotides. Lineage: Eukaryota; Fungi; Glomeromycota; Glomeromycetes; Diversisporales; Diversisporaceae. The record is from the annotation of a GenBank genome assembly.
AUGAACUCCAAAAUCUCCAAAGUGAUUUUAUCAGGACCCUUAAAUUUUCCUGCUAGUAAAACAGUUGUCGAACAUGAUGAAUUGCCUCCCGUGACAAAUGAAUUGUCAGUGACUCUGCGAUUGAAUCUUCAGAGUCAUGAUUCAGGAUGGAUUACUAUCUUUCAGAAAGGUGCAGAUAAAUUGAUCCGUGCCCCCGCUCUUUAUCUAACACCGAACGACUCACAACCAUGUCCUAGGUUCUCGACGAAUAUUGAUAAAAAUUCUGGAAUUGACGCAAUUGGCAAAGGAUUUGUUUUAAAUAAAUGGUACCAUAUAGGAUACACACUCUCGGAUCUUCAUAAGCGUUUGGAUUUCUACAUAGACGGAAAAUGGGUUGGAUUCAAGAGCAUUGAACAAGUUCAAAAGGAAUAUAUUGUGUUCAACAAAGACCCGUUGAGAAUAGGGCAUUCCUUUUACGCUGAGUUUAAGGGGCAAAUGAGCAAUUUUUGUUAUUAUAAUUGGCGUUUAUCAGCUGAUGAAAUCGCGAAUGAUUUUAUUAUGACAUAUGAAACAUACCAAUGA